Messenger RNA from Coniophora puteana RWD-64-598 SS2, 543 nucleotides. RefSeq lists its product as uncharacterized. Gene Ontology annotation, biological process: G protein-coupled receptor signaling pathway. Lineage: Eukaryota; Fungi; Basidiomycota; Agaricomycetes; Boletales; Coniophoraceae. The record is from RefSeq and is a predicted model, not a curated record. The transcript is spliced from 2 exons. The annotation marks the transcript as partial. Gene Ontology annotation, molecular function: mating-type factor pheromone receptor activity. Gene Ontology annotation, cellular component: membrane.
AUUGAACAAAUUGGGUGCUACCCGAUCACCGCGAACACUCCAGCCUCUUAUCUGCUCGUGUUCAUGUGGCCCUUUAUUUUUGGUAUCGCAUCAGCGAUCUAUGUCUGCCUGACACUUCGUAUCGCGCUGAGACGAAACUCGUUUAUCAACGAGACGCUCCGAGACAGUAAACACAUGACCACUGGGCAGUAUUGGUGCCUUAUGGCGUGGAUUUCCUUGGUCAUCCUCUGCACCAUCCCUCUGGGGCUCUCCAAUAUCGUCAUCAGCUCUAGCGGCGACAUGGUUUCAUACGUAGUUGUUGGUGAUAUUCCAACAUACUCUGCGGCCCAAUGGCGAAGCUUCCCUGCGGAGCGGAUAUUGCUGGAGUUGGCUCGGUGGAUCUAUCCCAUAUGCGCUUUCAUUAUGUUUACGUGCUUUGGGUUUGAUCGAAGGGCUUUGAAGUUCUACCGGAAGGCGCAGGAGGUGUUCCGGGAGAUUGGGAGCAUCGUUGCUGACGGGCUGUCAAUAUGGUUUUCGGUAACGUUCUCACCCAAGACAGGGUAA